ACGACACAGGACAAGCGCCUCCCUCUCGUGAUCGUCUUAGUUGGCGCUGUUCCUUCCUAAUUCAAGUAUGCACCAUCUAGCCCAAAUGAAUGUUGUCCUGAACCGCGUCUCUAAUCCGCGGCUGCUGGAAAGACGGGGUGCGAAAACCGGGAGCCAAGGCCAGAGCCGAGCACCUGGCGGCGUCGCAUGCCCCUCUCUCCUACGCACCCGUCGUGCCUACGCCAGCCCCGGCCGUUCGACCGCUCCGCAUCCUCCCUUCCGCGCAGGCAGUUGGGCUUCGCCUCAUCGACGGCGAGGGCGCGCGCCAUCCCUGGCGUCGUCGUUUCAAGGCCGGAAAUGCCGCAGUACAAGCUGGUCGACUACAAGGUUCCAUCGUCUGGCCGCCUCGCGGCGCUGCUGUUCACCUACGCCGGCGUCGAGUUCGAGUACGUCACCUACGAAAAGUCCAAGGCGGCCGAGGCGGAAGCCGACGCACCCUUCGGCUCCCUGCCCGUGCUGUACGCGGACGGCGAGAUGUUGGGCGCGGACUACGCCAUCUGCGUCUACAUCGCCAGGCAGUACGGUCUCGAAGGCAAGGACGCCCGGGAGGCUACCAAGUGCGCCACCAUCGUCACGGGCAUCGCCUCCCUCUUUUCCAGCGUGCGUCACGCCAAGCCGCAGAGACUAGCUCCAGAGGAAGACAAACUCGCCGAAGCGAAAGACUUGCGGGAGAAGGUGCCCAGAUACCUGCGGUACUUCGAGAAGCUUCUCAAGGACAACGGUACCGAGUACUUCGUCGGCAACCAGCUGACGUGGGCCGACCUGGCGGUGACGUUCUCGUGCGUGCAGCUGCUGCAGCGCUUCCACGGAGCCCUGGACAGCCACGCGCAUCUGAAGGCGCACUACGAGCGUGUCACCACCCUGCCCGUGGUGCGGGCCUUCCUCGACCAGCAACAGGCGGCAGCAUAAAGAACCAGCGGGGCGCACUAUAAUUGUAUACCCACAUAUCCGUGCGCGGCGCUGCGCGCCAGCAGGUGGAUUAUUAGCAAGAACCGACAGGAAGGCAAGCAAUACGAGAUUAUAGGAUUAUGCUUGGGUAAAAACAGUCGGACCAGGAAGGGCACCAGGAUGAAAGAAGUUUUCACUUAUCACAACCUGUACUGAGAGCCGUCGCUGCUGCUGAUGAGCGCAUGUAACGUUGUGGUUUCGACACCCAGCUACGACUACCGUAUUUAUACGCACACCCGCAGUGGAGGAAUGCGAAAAUUUGCGCUUGUCUGACAUGUCGGGAUACGCUAAAGAAGCCUCGGGUAGCGAAAUAAUUUUCAGAGCUCUCCACUGUGCCCACAACCGAAAUGUAGCACAUAUGUACAUUAAAGAGCGACGGCCAAUUCCAACUGAUCACGUGGUGUUAGGUGUUAUAGUUGGCGUUUAUACGGUACUACUUAGGUUUAACGUGAAUUUGCACAAAGGCUAGGACUUCGGCAAUAAAUGGCGUUUCGCAAAAGACGCGAGAAAGAAAAGAAAACAGACAUGAGCAGGAUCGACAAACGUGCAUCCUCUGUCAGACUUAAACCCGAACAGUGAAGACACAAAUAGCGGCUGUAAGGGGCCAAGAUCGAAUGCUUUGGAAUGAAGCUGCAUUAAUCCGGCCUCCUCCGCUGGAGAAGCAAGAAGGCGUUUGUAUAUUUGUAGAAUGCUAGGGUCAAGUAUGACGGUGGCUGUACAAGUCUCGUCAGCCUUCGGAGAACGUUUUGUUUGCGUCUACUGACACAUAUUAAUUUGCUUGUUGAUUCUUGGGAAUGCGUUGUGACAAACGUAUGGUCGGAAGCUGUAGUGCGGUGAGAGUGGUUUCAGCCCUCUCUUUGUGAUUCUGAGCACUGCAUGCUAUAGUGCGGAUGCUUGGUCAGGCAGCUCAAUGGUGGGCAGGUGACCACUCGCCGUUUCGUACACUUAGCCAUAUACCCAUAUUCGCGUCUGCCAAGCACUUCUGGCGCCAGCCCACCGUGAACAAUGUAGCUUGGUAACAAUUUACAGUCGGAAAUUAAGAACGAGCCACAGCUGUGGCCGUCGGUCCAAUCCCUAUGCUCGUGUAGUUCCGCGCUGAGUCCUCAAAGUAUGCUGUUAAGGAAAAACACAGCUAUAAAGUCAUCACUGAUAUUCAUCUUUCAACCAGAUUCAAUGCGUGCAAAAGAGCUUUGCACUUUGACACUGUCACGGAAGGCAUGUGGACACAGGAAGAGAGAUUGCUGGCGUGACAAUUGCCUAUAAACACAGCCGCAACGACGCUUCUGCCCCCUCGAGCAAAAUAGUAUAGCCGAAACAGGGUCACUUCCUGCCUGGCUAUCCGGAUUUGAUGCUUCAGUUAACCCUAUACCUGAACACAGAUCUUGACGACCCAUCGGGCCCUAUAUCGUCCCCUUUGCACAGUCGUGCACUUGAUGUGGUCGGAAGUACGAAUAGAUGUAUAAUCAAGUUGCUCAACGCUACUGCUUGAGCGUGCCCUGCGGAGAUGUCGCACGGUCUGGUGGUCAAAUCAGCGUUGCCUUCUCACGCCUUUGAACACCCUGUCGAACAGCUUCCGCCGCUCCUGAUUGCUCCGGGGUGGGCUGCCCCUCCGGUAAGCGAAAUGAAUCGACGUCAAACAAAGGGGUUGCGCAUGAAGUGUUUUAAGACGCUCCUCUUGCCUGAUGUGACGGCACCACGUGAAAUCUUCUAGGUAGUGAGAUUGUUUUCGAUUUACCCGCAUGUUUGGAGCAAUCCUGAUAUAUUCUUUAAGUCGAGUUGAGCUGCUUUCUCGCGAAGCAGCUAGUCGCUGGAAAAUGCAAACUCUGCUUUUCAGCUUAUGACAAAUUGAAGGGUGAUGGUAUGCUGCGACGCGUUUCACAUUGUCGUACAACUUUGUAUUAACCUCCGUGUGCAAACGUAAUAGACCCUGCUCCCUACGGAUCUGACCCCCGUUUUUUGCAUCAGCUAGCAAAGAUGUCGUUGUUUUUAGUUGAGGAUGUUCUUUAGGCAUACGAGUACAACUUAACUAGAAUGAGCGGUAACUGUUUCGUCUGGUGAUGCCCAAUCGUGGUUCGAAAAAUAUGGGAGGUGAUAGGAUGCGGCGUCGAGUGCGAAAUUGCUAUUUUUACCUACCUCAGUGUACAAUGCGCGCAGGUCGCAGACUUUCAGAAAAUAAUGAGUGUUACUUCUUGGCGCUCUUCACUUUUUUCUUGUGUUCAUUUAGUCUCGAACAAAGACCUUUAUAAUCACUGGCGUCGAAGCCGUUCCGCGACAGUUGAAGAGAGCGGCAACAACCGUGCACUUUUCUGUGGAGUCACAUAGCAAGGUUUUUUUUUUCUUUUUUUUUAGGACGAGGCACACGACACGAGAAAUCAUUCCGUGAUGUGUCACGCGCACACGCACACGCACGCAAAUGGUUGUAAUUUCAUUCACCCGGAAGCUGAUCGAUCCGCGUGAAUUUGUCACGCGGGCGAGCAAGGUGUCGGACAAAUGUUUGUAUGGUGACUUCGUGUUUGUAAUGGGGCCAGUUUGAUAGAGGCUUGACCCUUCGGGCUGCUUGUUUACAGAAAGCAUGGACCAAUGAGUAAUUUUUCAACUUUUCAAAUCGAGGUAUUCCUCCCACAUAUCGUCUCACGUCGCUUGGCACCUCGCAUUCUCUUGAAAUGGUGACCGGUAACGCUAUUAGCUGGGCAAGAGUUCGACGUGAAAAAAUCGCUUUUGACAGCCGUGAAAAGGAAACGUGCAGUCGGGACCAAGUAGGAGUUGGCAGUAAGCACGAGCCCAGUUCAUGCUUCUAUUUCGUGAGUGCCCUGAACGCGCGUGUCUGUCCGCGGCUGAAGCACAACUCGCGAAGAGAUUGCGACGCAUGUUAGCCUUGUUGCACGGCAGCUCGGUGGAACCUAGCCCUGACUAGUCCAUUAAUGCGAGCAACCAUAAGUUAAAUGAUUCUCACUAGCAAAUAUGAUAAAUAUUGGGGCUAGCGCGAGCUCAUGUUUUUGUGUCUACCGUCAGAGUUUUCGUGUGUAACGUCAGUGUCUAACGUCUGUGCGGAGUAAGCUAUGUGCCACCAGUAACGGGCACAUUGUCUCUGGGCGAUUGUCUCCGGUAUCCGCACUAUAGUAGGGAGUAAAACGCACACACAAAAUGGCUGGAGAUAUGUACCACUGGUAAAGAACGGCCUGUAGAGAGAAGCUUGCUAUUUGUGAGAACAAAGAGAAAUUUCUUUCAUCUUAAAGUACGCUGUUGUGUCGGUGUGUUGGUAAGCGUAUUUAGGAGGCAUCUUAUAGCGUCAGUACAUCAGAUCAAGAGUCAGGCGUUGACACAUCGGAGCCCCUACUUUCGAAUUACUACGCACUCGCUCUGGUGGGUGGCUGGAAGAGUCUUCGGGAAACAAUUGACUUCGAUUUUCUCUCCAUAUGUCGCAGUGAUGCAUUACUGCGUGGACAGAGGGAGCUGACAAUUGACAGAGGGGUUCUCACUCAUAUAGGUGCAUCGCUUUCCCUCUGGUAUUUUAAACGUUAAUGUCAUUUUGUUCCCUGGAAAAGCAUGAUUGACAUACACCCGUCGUUUAGCUGCUUCACUAUCAUACCGUACGUGUGUUAAAACUCCCCAGCUUCUCACGUUAUAAUUCUGCCAGGUUUGUGUAUCCUUAAAACGAAAAUAACGAUGCCAUUCACCGCUCCAGAUCACAACUUGAUGUGUGUCUGCACAAUCUGCUUCAAACUGUUCCGCCGGAAUCGUUCCUCAGAGUAUCUGCGAUGCGGAAGUCAUUGUUCAGCACGUAGUGCCCUAUACGAUCACCCGCUUUCCCCGAGUCAAAGGUUAAUGGCAAGCGCGCUCAGGCGACUGGGUGUACUGUGCGUAUCCGACCAGUGAUUGUGUGAUUGUCUCACUUCUCUGGGCUAUAUGGAAUCGCCGUAGUCCGACGUUCUCUGUUUUUUUUUUUUUCUUUCUUUAAUAAACAAUAUGAACACAAAA
Molecule: messenger RNA, 4965 nt
Organism: Dermacentor andersoni
Lineage: Eukaryota; Metazoa; Arthropoda; Arachnida; Ixodida; Ixodidae
Product: glutathione S-transferase 1-like
Biological process (GO): glutathione metabolic process
Molecular function (GO): glutathione transferase activity
Source: RefSeq, a predicted model, not a curated record